Sinocyclocheilus rhinocerous is the source of this 1138-nucleotide messenger RNA. RefSeq names its product tubulin beta-5 chain-like. Gene Ontology annotation, biological process: microtubule-based process. Lineage: Eukaryota; Metazoa; Chordata; Actinopteri; Cypriniformes; Cyprinidae. Gene Ontology annotation, cellular component: microtubule. Gene Ontology annotation, molecular function: GTP binding; structural constituent of cytoskeleton; GTPase activity. The record is from RefSeq and is a predicted model, not a curated record. The transcript is spliced from 4 exons. Bases 382 to 1026 code for a protein of 214 amino acids.
AGUUAAAGUUGAGAUAAAAAUCAAGCUCUUAUCUUAAAGACAGAAACUGCUCAGAGUGUUGGAAAGGAAAAAUACAAGUAGCCUACCUAAGUAUGAAUGUCUAAAACAACACAUUUAGGUUACACGGCUUACUCUGGAGAGCAGCAGAACGUACAUUAUUUAUAUCAGAAUAUAUAUUAUUUUGCAAAGUAAUGCAGAAUCGGUUUCUAGAAGAGAGAAAUGACAGCACACGUGUGAUUGUGCAGCUGAUAUGUCAUUCAAAUCCCCACCAAUCGUGGCAGAGGCAGUGAAAGCUGAAGAUCGUGUGUCAGACUGAGCUCACCAUCGGUCUGCAGCAGAGCCAGAGCUCAUUCAGAGGAGCAUCUUCACACACCUACAGCAAUGAGGGAGAUCGUGCACAUUCAAGCCGGACAGUGCGGCAAUCAGAUCGGAACAAAGUUCUGGGAAGUCAUCAGCGACGAGCACGGCAUCGAUGCAGCCGGCAACUAUGUGGGUGACUCAGCGCUGCAGCUUGAGAGAAUGAAUGUAUACUACAACGAGGCGUCCUCUCACAAGUAUGUUCCCAGAGCCAUACUGGUGGACCUGGAGCCUGGAACUAUGGACAGUGUUCGUUCUGGGGCAUUUGGACAGCUGUUUCGACCAGACAACUUCAUCUUUGGACAGACAGGUGCAGGAAACAACUGGGCCAAGGGCCACUACACGGAAGGAGCCGAGCUGGUGGACUCAGACGUUAAAGUCGCGGUGUGCGACAUCCCACCCAGGGGACUUAAGAUGUCCUCCACUUUUAUCGGCAACAGCACCGCCAUCCAGGAGCUCUUCAAGCGCAUUUCUGAGCAGUUUUCGGCAAUGUUCAAACGCAAGGCCUUCCUGCAUUGGUUCACCGGAGAGGGAAUGGAUGAGAUGGAGUUCACCGAGGCCGAGAGCAAUAUGAAUGACCUGGUGUCGGAGUAUCAGCAGUACCAGGAGGCUACGGCCAACGAUGGCGAAGAAGCAUUUGAGGAUGAAGAGGAAGAGGUGAACGAAUGAACGACAGAUGCAGUUUUGCAGUUUUUUGGUUGUUUUUUAAGCUGUGAUUUUUACGUUUUGUAUGUGGAUGACUGAAGUCCUAGUAAACAAAGCGUGCUUGCAAUAAAUGCUU